Messenger RNA from Dendronephthya gigantea, 6690 nucleotides. RefSeq lists its product as uncharacterized. The coding region runs from base 104 to 6163 and encodes 2019 amino acids. Gene Ontology annotation, molecular function: protein binding. The transcript is spliced from 4 exons. NCBI's taxonomy places the organism in Eukaryota, Metazoa, Cnidaria, Anthozoa, Malacalcyonacea, Nephtheidae. The record is from RefSeq and is a predicted model, not a curated record.
CUCUAGGGAUCUUCAGUUCCAAUCAACUAAAAUAAUCAGCGCAAAUUGGGGAGGAUUCAGAACAACUCUUGGCAUCGGGAAAUAUGAAGUGGCAGUUCACAACAUGAACUAUACCCUGCAGCCUUUAACUAACGUCAACCUUGCAGCAUCUUUUAGUAAAACCUUUACUGCGAUCACAGACGGUAGUAAAAUCACUUUAAAAGUAAGGGCAUUCACAAAAGCCGGGCUGUAUUCAGAAGUUUCCAGCAAUGGUGUCACGAUCGAUACCUCCAGACCUACUUUAGGAAAUGUCUCAGACGGAUACUCGAAUGAUCUCAAAUAUGCUAACUGGACUACGACCUACAAUGCAAGCUGGACACCAUUCACUGAUGCUCACACACCCAUCGUUCAAUACAGGUUAGGUGUGAAGGAAAAAGAUGGUGGGUUUGUUGGAUCAGGAUUAAUCGCGGUAGGGCAAAAACAUACUGGUAGCAUAUCUGGCUUAACACUAACCUCUGAAAAAGAAUACUGCGCCGUUGUUGAAGGGGUGAAUGCUGCGGGACUAAGUUCCCAGGCCAUUUCAGAUUGCCUUCUUAUAGACCACGAUGCCCCGCAACCAGGCACAGUUAACGAUGGAGUCUCGGGGGAUAUCGACUACCAAUCGGGAGAAAACGUAUUCCACGCAAAUUGGAAUGGAUUCAGGGACGGUGAAAAGGGAAGUGGAAUUGCAGAAUAUAAAUACAAGUUUACUAAUAAAAAUGACGGGCGAAUUGUUACACAGUGGUCGUCUUCUGGUCUUCAAACGGAGACUACCAUUACUGGAUUGAACCUUGUAAAUGGCAACACGUAUUAUAUCACAGUACGGGCUGUUGAUGAAGUUGGAAACUAUGUGGAGAUAAAUUCAGACGGUGUCUUUAUCGACACGAGUCACCCAGUUUAUACAGGAAAUCUGACUGUUCAGGGUCAGACAGCGAUAAAGAAUGGAGAAAUGGUUGUUUAUAUCAGAAGCAACGAGUCAGUGACAGUCUCCUGGCCUCAGUUUCUAGACGAACAUAGCGGAAUGCUGAAGUAUCAGUGGUCAAUUGUCGAGAGAAAUAAGAAGACAGCUGUAUUGUGGAAGGAUGUCCCUGGAGUUAAAUUGGAUACAACAACUACUUUAAGUUCGCUGUCCUUAAAAAACAACAAAGAAUAUCAACUUACAAUACGUGGAAUAAACAACGCCGGCCUUCAUGCUGACAUAAAAUCGCCCAUUAUCAUCCCCUUAAGUCAAACCGACCUCGGUACGGUCUCGGAUGGCAAAGACCCGACGAUUGACAUCGAUUACCAAACGAACACCUCCGAAGUCCACGCGACGUGGAAAGGCUUUGAAACGCCCAGCGUCAAGGUUCGCGCAUACUUUUACGCAAUCGGCAGCUGCAUACAAGGAAAUUAUCACGUGACCAAUAACCAGUUUAUACCGGUUAGUCCAGCUACUGCUACCUCACUGAAGAUUCAAGGAUUGAACCUGAUCAACGGUCAAAGGUAUUGUGUGAAAAUUAAAGCGGAAAAUCUGGCUGGCGUUCAAACCGAGGCUGUUUCUUCAGACGGAUUUAUCGUGGAUGUAACCCCCCCUGAUGUAACACGGGCGAUGGUAUUGGACGGUAGCGGAGAUGAUGACAUCGAUUACCAAUUCAGCAGGGGGGAAUUGUCUGCGACGUGGAAAGGAAUCCGAGACUAUGACUCAGGCAUACACCAUUUCGAAGUAGCGGUUAGCCGGAAUCGAGCUGGGGUACCAGAUGUGACGUCAUUCAAAGACGUAGAUCGCAAUAUGUCGGCAAAAUUAACUGGACUAAGUCUGAAUAAUGACGUGUAUUACAUAAUAGUUUGCACAAUAAAUAAUGCAGGAUUGAAGUCAUGUCUCGCCUCCGACGGUGUCCUCAUUGAUCCAACUCCAUCAACGUCUGGUGUAGUGUAUGAUGGCAUAAUUGAACCGGAUGUUCGCUAUCAGUCUUCGACCACGAAAAUAAGCGCGAACUGGGAACGAAUUUGGGAUUUGGAGAGCAGAGUAGCGGGAUUCAAAUGGAGGGUUGAAAAAAAAGAUAGAAAACCUGUUACCGAUUUUGUUGAUGUUGGACUUCAAACUCACGUUACCAAAAAGUUGUCUCUAAAACAUGGACAAAACUACACGGUGGUGUUGCGUGUAUAUAACAGAGCCGGGAUUAUGCGGGAAUUGAAAUCAAAUGGUGUAACUAUUGACACGACUCCCCCCGUACCGAGUGCCAUUACUAUGGGAUCUGAUUGGCGUUUCAACGAAGAGACUGGGACUUACUAUUCAUCCUCAUCUUCUGAGGUAUCCGUGAAUUGGGAGGAUUUCAAAGAACGCGAAAGUGAAAUAUGGUACUAUAAGUGGUCAAUAGGAACAUCAAAAUGUGGCUCCCAGAUUCAACCGCUUGUCAAUAUCGGUUCGUCCACGCGUGCAAACACGACUAAAAGUGAGGCCAACUUCCGGCCAGGAGUUCCUUAUUAUGUGACAGUCGUUGCGCGAAACCGUGGAGACCUCGUAUCACGUGCUUGCUCGUCACCACUUCUCUUCGACUACACGCCACCUAGUCCCGGUAGUAUCCGGAUAACCUCGCGUACUGGGGUCGAGAAAAGCUAUUUCAGUUCUACCGAAGAACCACACGUUAGCUGGAUAUAUUUUGAAGACUUAGAAAGUGGUAUAGAUAAAUAUGAAAUAUCUGUUUUACAAUUGAAUACGUCUAUGGGAAAUUACGCUCUGAAUUCUAGCACAGCAAUGGCCAACAUUUCACUCGGUAUUUUGGCACCAGGAGCAGGAUAUUCAGUAGUCUUCAAAGUCAUUAAUUAUGCAGGACUCGAAACUUCAGUUCAUUCAAAAGCGUUCAUUAUCGAUGACACUCCGCCAUAUUACACUGGCCGCGCACUGAGACGACGUUUUCAGUCUAAUCUCGCCUCAGUUAAGGUAGCAUGGGAACGCUUUUUGGACGAUGAAAGCCCCAUAGAAUUUUACGAAAUCGGUCUGGGAACACAGGCACUUAAAGACGACGUUUAUGAAUUUACAAGAAUUGGUUUGCGCACUGAUAUUAAGAUUACCGGGUUGGAUCUUAAACAUGAUUCAACAUAUUUUAUCACUGUAAGGGCUCACAAUGCAGCCGGACUCGUCAGAUCACUCCUUUUAGAGGAAAUAAAGAUUGAUAGAACCCCGCCGACUGAGAAAGACGGUAGUGUAAAAGAUGGUCUUUUUGGAUAUGAUAUCGAUUUUAUAUCUCUGAAUGACUCGGUUUCGGCAACUUGGGAAAACAUCGAAGAACAGCAAAGCAUGGUGAGUAUGUUUGAAUACUGUGUUGGCACCACACCGUACAAUUGCCUUGUCAAAUCAUUCACCGCAGUCGGCCUAAACAGAUCAUUCGAAUGCAAUGACUGCAAGAUAGAGGCGGAUGGGAAGGUUUUUGUCAGAGUUCGUGCAACAAACACUGCAGGAUUGUCUGCUGUCUUUGUUUCUGAUGGCGUCAUUGUUGACCCAAGUUGUCCCGAAAUAGGCCACGUCUUUGAUGGAGAAAAGGCUGGAAGUCCAGACUUGGAAAAGGUCGAUCUUGAUUGGUUGCCUACCGUCACGUGGUAUGGUGCACGGGACAUUGAAAGUGGUGUUCAAAAGUGUGAAUGGAUCAUCGAAAAGCAGGAUGGUAAUAGAAUCGAAAUGGCUUAUGUACGGGCGCUUGGCCUAGCUAACAUAACGUAUGAUGUUCGGCAUACAGAGAGAAUAACUGUCCCAAUACAGUUGGUUAAAAAUGCCCGGUAUGUCAACGUAAUCCGCUGUUUGAAUAACGCUGGGAUAGUUAGCCACCAAUACUCCAAUGGUUGGUCGGUUGUUGGUGAAUGGCCCGCUACGUCAAAUGUUUACGAUGGACUAGGAUCACGUGAUUUGGCAUACGACGUCAUUGGUGAGAUUCUUGGUGCAUCAUGGGACGCGUUUUAUGGGGAUGCAAAUGACCCGAUCGUUGCAUACGAGUGGGCUGUAGGAACUUUGGGAUUACCUGAUGAUAUCGUGCAGUUCACUGAGGUUGGUUUGGAUACAAAGGCUUCUAGAUCACUGUCUACAAACGAGAUCAUUCUAGAUAUUGGGGUAAAGUAUUACGUCACUGUCCGCGCUACGACAUUGAGUGGGAGGACUAGUAAUAAAUCUUCAAACGGAUUUCUCGUUGAUACGACCCCACCGACUGCAGGUGUUGUUAAAGCGACGCACAGAAUUUUAAAACAGGCAACAAAUGAAGUAGAUUACACCCUAACUUGGAGUGGCUUUAGCGAUUUUGAAACAGGAAUGAAAAAGUUUGAAUUCUGUCUUGGCUAUUUUGAAAAUGUUUGCUCGACAGCUUUGACGAGCGCUGGCUUAAAUUUACAAGGAACAGUGCAAGGGUUCACCCCGGCUGAUCUAGCUACGCCAUUCUACGGAAUUGUCAUAGCAACCAACAAUGCUGGCCUGACAACAAUCGUCAGUUCGGAUGUGAUCAAAAUUGACUUCACCCCUCCCAUCGCCGGGACUGUCAUUGACGGAUCGGUCGAGGACCUGGACAACAUCGCGGUCGACACUGCACUGAUUAGCACAUGGUCUGCGUUUACUGAUCCAGAGACUGAUAUCGAGAGAUGUACGUUGACCGUCAUUGGUAAGAACGUCAAGAGUGAAUUCUCUCUUCUAAGAAUAGACGUCAACGCGAGUGGAUCUCUAACUCACAGAUUUACGACAGUCCCUGGACUAAAAUAUAUAACGACUAUAGAAUGCAGGAAUCCUGACGGCUUUAAAACCUCCGCAGAGUCAGAUGGCAUACUUUGCGAUGGGACUCCUCCGACAGUGGGCGGAAUAUACCACAUGACCAACCAAAACCACACUUCGGAAAGUCGUUACCAAUCCUCGACAAAUACCCUUGACUUGUACUGGGACCCAAGUCGCGAUCCAGAAAGUGGCGUCAAGGAGUAUUUGGUAGCUGUGGGUUCUGGGGCGUACCGCGACGACGUACGUGGGUUUGUUACGGUCGGCAUGGCAACUGAGGUAAAAAUCGCAAAUCUCACUAUGAGCUCUGGGUUCAUAUAUUACGUCACGUUGGAAGUAGUAAACAAUGCAGGCUUGAAGUCACGUGCUUCAUCCAGGGGUAUUGAAGUGGAUGCAACCUCACCAAUUAUAACUAAGGUUGAACUUCAACCGUCUUACACUGCGCGAGAGAUAAUGGGACCAGGCAACCACCUUAGCGGAAAAUGGAACACUUACGAUGGCGAAAGUGGUAUUGAUUUUACUGAGUAUUGCAUUGGUACAACGGACGCUGGUUGUCAAGUAGCAGACAUGAGACGUGUCCCCAGCAACAUUACAAGUGUCACAUGUUUUGAAUGCAAGAUAAAACACAACCAUACCUACUUCAUGACCGUACGAGUUUGGAACAGGGCGGGACUGUUCAGUUUGGCACACACAAAAGGGGUGACCGUAGAUUUAACCCCACCAACAUCUGGUGUGAUUUUCUUGACACCAUACUACAUGCCAUGUACUGAAACAUGUAACUUAAGUGCAACAUUUAGAGGGUUUGUUGAUGACGAAAGUGGAAUGCGAGAUUGCGAAUAUAGUGUAAAAACAUCCGAAGGAACAAGUGUGACACCAGCACAAGUUACAAACAGUAAAAAUAAUUUAUUGACUCCUAAUCUGAGACUCAAUCAUGGGGGAAAAUACAAGAUUGCAGUCAUUUGUACUAAUAUUCUUGGUGAAAAGAGCAAUGAAGUUGAAUCGCAUGAAGUAAUAGUUGAUAACAGCCCACCAGAGAAGGGAUUGGUUAUCAUCAGUCCGGAUCCAAACCACGACAUAUUACGUCAUCACACGGGAUGUCACUUCCUCAACACAACACUGCGCGUUUACUGGACGGGUUUCCAUGACGACGAUUCCGAUAUUGGUGCAUUCAGGGUUGCCAUUGGCCGAAAGCCACUGGGAGACGAUGUCCUGCCUUUUCGAAACUUCAACAUCGACUUUGAGGCCAAGUUUGAGUUAACUGAAGAUCAUGGUUUGUCCAAAGGUGACACGAUAUUCGCAACAGUAGAGGCAACAAACAAAGCAGGACAUACAACCAAAGUUUCGUCACCAGCCACCCGACUUCUAUCUGAUAAGGAUAGUACCUUACUUAACGAAGGAGAUUUUCAGUGUUUAAACGUUUGAAUGGAAUUAUAGCAAGUCGCAUUUAUGCCUUUUUUCUGUAGUUUUCAUAAUCAAAUACACCACAAGCAUGUUGGUUAAUCGUUGAUAAAUAUAAGUAAACUUUCUGUCCUAAUGCAUUUCAUAGUUAGGCUAGCUAAGAUAGGUUGACAUCUUAUAAAGAUAGUACCUCACUUAAUGCUGGAGAUUUUCAGUGUUUAAAUGUUUGAACGUUUUAAAGAAAUGAUAGUUUUCUUUUUGUUGUAGAGAAAGGGUAGUUUUCAUAGUAAGUAUUUCGAACAUAACAAAGACCAGACAUAUCGAUGAAAGAUGUUCCUAACUCUUCAUAUAGGGUACAGAUAUAAAUAAUUUUCUUGUCUCAAUGCCUUCCAUUGCAUGGUAAAUAAUACUAAACUAGAAAUAAAAUUCAUACAUCCAGUAAAAUUUUAUGCUGUCAUAUUUCCAGAAUGAAUAAUAUGAAUGCAUUAACCCGGAUAGAACCGUCUGAGAUUACUUUUGUAAGCAAUAUUAACGUGUGCAUAAUAAAUUUU